Messenger RNA from Nestor notabilis (Kea), 879 nucleotides. RefSeq names its product POZ (BTB) and AT hook containing zinc finger 1 (gene PATZ1). The transcript has 2 exons. Gene Ontology annotation, biological process: regulation of immune system process; negative regulation of transcription by RNA polymerase II; regulation of cytokine production. The record is from RefSeq and is a predicted model, not a curated record. The annotation marks the transcript as partial. NCBI's taxonomy places the organism in Eukaryota, Metazoa, Chordata, Aves, Psittaciformes, Psittacidae.
AUUGACAUCUGCCAGGAGGUCAUCAAGCAGUCCAAUGUGCAGCUCCUCGUGCCCCCUGCACGCCCCGACAUCAUGCUCUUCCGUCCAGGGGCUGCUGACCUUGGCUUCCCUCUUGACAUGACCAACGGUGCCACUUUGGCGCCCAAUGGCAAUGGCAUUGCUGGCAUGCCCGAAGACGAGGCCACGCGUGCUGCGCUCACUGCUGCGCAGUCCACCCUACCUGUUCUGCAGGGUGUGGACCGCCUGCCCAUGGUGGCAGGACCUCUGUCCCCACCACUGCUGGCCUCACCCUUCCAGAAUGUUGCUGCUAGUGCCCCUACUUUAAGCACCAAGAGGGGCAGAGGGCGUCCCCGUAAAGCCAAUCUCUUGGACUCCAUGAUGUUUGGUACCCCAGGGGGGCUGCGAGAGGCUGGUAUCCUGCCUUGCGGUCUCUGUGGGAAAGUAUUUACAGAUGCUAAUCGUCUUCGUCAGCAUGAGGCUCAACAUGGGGUGACAAGCUUACAGCUGGGCUACAUAGACAUCCCGCCCCCAAGACUGGGUGAAAACGGUGUCCCUGGUCAGGAUGACCCUGAUGCUCCCCGAAAAAGAAGCAGGACGAGGAAACAGGUGGCCUGUGAGAUCUGUGGCAAGAUUUUUCGGGACGUGUACCACCUGAAUCGGCACAAGCUGUCUCACUCUGGCGAGAAGCCUUACUCUUGUCCGGUGUGUGGCUUACGGUUCAAGCGGAAAGACAGGAUGUCCUAUCAUGUUCGAUCUCAUGAUGGCUCUGUGGGAAAGCCCUACAUCUGCCAGAGCUGUGGAAAAGGCUUUUCCAGGCCAGACCACUUGAAUGGACACAUCAAACAGGUGCAUACCUCAGAGAGACCUCACAAAUGUCAG